This is a messenger RNA of Eriocheir sinensis (Chinese mitten crab), 3112 nucleotides long. RefSeq names its product V-type proton ATPase 16 kDa proteolipid subunit c-like. The coding region runs from base 106 to 582 and encodes 158 amino acids. Gene Ontology annotation, biological process: proton transmembrane transport. Gene Ontology annotation, cellular component: proton-transporting V-type ATPase, V0 domain. Gene Ontology annotation, molecular function: proton-transporting ATPase activity, rotational mechanism. The record is from RefSeq and is a predicted model, not a curated record. The transcript is spliced from 4 exons. Lineage: Eukaryota; Metazoa; Arthropoda; Malacostraca; Decapoda; Varunidae.
GCGUGACACAGGUGCCCGCCAAUACCACUGCCAUCUUCCCUCAGCUGAGCCUCGCCGCCUCCCCCGCCGCUGUUUUUCCUGUCAGAACUCCUCACCCACGUUAAAAUGUCCGCCAAUCCUGUCUACUCCCCGUUCUUCGGCGCCAUGGGAGCUUCGGCGGCCAUGAUAUUCAGCGCCUUGGGCGCAGCAUAUGGCACAGCCAAGUCUGGUGUGGGCAUCGCAGCCAUGUCGGUGAUGCGGCCAGAGCUCAUCAUGAAGUGCAUCAUCCCCGUCGUCAUGGCGGGUAUCAUUGCCAUCUACGGUCUGGUUGUUGCUGUGCUUAUUGCUGGCAAGCUGGACUCUGCCAGUGCCGGCUACUCCCUCUACCAGGGCUUUGUACACCUUGGGGCUGGCCUCAGCGUAGGACUGUCUGGCUUGGCUGCAGGUUUUGCUAUUGGUAUUGUGGGUGAUGCAGGAGUGAGGGGGACAGCCCAACAGCCCCGCCUCUUCGUGGGUAUGAUCCUCAUUCUCAUCUUCGCUGAGGUGCUGGGUCUGUAUGGACUCAUUGUGGCCAUCUACCUGUACACCAAGACCUCCUCGUAAGGGCCUUGCCACUCAGCCACUCACCCACUCCCCAGGCAGCAAGUUGUGGGCAUCUGGCUCCUUCCUCCUCACCUUGGACCACCUAUGCCACGCCACUCACCUGCUCAUGGUGUGAUAAGUUGUGUGUACUUGUGUGUGUGACUGUGUGACGUGUGUUCGUGUGACGUUUUGUUGGUGGUGGUAAGAUGGUGCUAAUCUGCUGAGCCCUACUCCUCUUGCACUUCUUUCUCCUUAGAUUUUAUUAAAUUACACCACAGACAGUUGUAUCUAAUAAGAGCUACAGCUAAGAUCAUUCCUUCCUAAGAGCCCAUGCAACGUCUCCAUCAAACUGAGAAUAUUAAUGUACCUUAUGGGUCCUGCUGUCUGGGGGCUGUAGCAGGUCACGCACCAUCCUGUGCUGGGGGAGACUCGCCAAGCAUUGGGGUGUUGUUGCUGCCACUAAUACACAGGCACCACCGUCCCUUUGAGAUUGGGGACUUUGGAAAAUCCAUUAGCUUAGCUUACCUUUUGUGCAGUUAUACCAGUCCAGUUUUAGUAUUUCAGCCUUCUAGCUUCUCUCUGGUGUUUGGUGGGUUGCUUUAAGGAACAUCAAUGUGAGGGCUCCUCAGGAGAAGCUUGCCUGAAGCAUAUCAGUUGAGUAAGAGUUCAUCUUGUAAUUGUGUGUUGGUUACAUAGCUACUUCACUGCUUGCUUGGAGAACUCUUUAAUUUCAUGUUUGUUAGGAAUAUUUUAUCUGCUCACACUAUCAACAUUAAAUCCAAGUUACAAAUCAUUAUUAUAAGAAACCAAUAUACUUCACACACACACACACACACACACACACACAAUAAGAUUAUGCAUAAUUUGAUGGAACUAAGGUUGACCAAGUUGUUACUUUCAGCUGUAAUAUAUAGAUAUAUAUUUAUUUAGUCUGGCAGACCUAGUUAAUUAUGUUAUAUUGCUGCUACCACCACCACCAUGGUCACCAGUGGUUUUAAACUACUGCUAGUUGUUCAUUAUUCCCACUACUACUGACCACUAAUUUGGCCCUCAUUACAUGUAAGACUAUCUGUUGCUAGAAAAAUUUCUAGUGUGUAAUUGCUGUCCCCUUGUUUUCAGUGCUAUGUUUGAGAUCGUGCUUGUUGUCAGGUUGUUAGAGAAGUAUAAUAUAUUUAUUGUAGCAUAAGGUGCGUGGUAACGGAGGAUUGGUGGAAUGAGCGAGUUGUGGCCCUGAUCGAGCAGUAUUUCAGUGUUGUGGGGCAAACUGUUCCCAUCGGAUAAAAACUUUUAAUUUGUAAAACAUUGAAAGGUUGUUGAAUUGUACAUUAUGAAAGAAAAGACAUUUCAUUACUUUAUUUGUAAGUUAUGUAUUAUUAUUAUUUUUUUUUUUUUUUUUACAAAUAAUAUAUGUGGACAUAAUCUCGAACAGAGUAUAUUGCUGCUAGUACUGUAGUGACCCUCAUGUGGAUACUAUUAAUAAAGCACAAUUUAGCGGAGUAGAAGUUAGGAGGCAGGUUGUUACAUUCCAGUACAGUACUAGUGUAGCACUAUCGUAUGCCAGUCCUAACUUAUGUCAGGCAUCAAUCCUACCUACUCCAAAUUUGUAUAGAAUGAAGCUGAACUAACCAGGUUAGUCAUCCAUUUAAUUUGCUGUAAAUAUUUGUUUCUAACACUUCUGUGGACCAGAUAUCUGACCCGGGUUAAGCUAUGUAGAAUUGUUAGACAUUGGCCUUCAUAUUUGGAUACUCAUUUUGAUGAUUUGACUCAAUUACAAGGUAGCCAAGUGAUGUGUGCAUGAUUUAUUUAAAAUUGGGCUGCUUCUUACCCCUUCCUGGUACCAUUUGGUUGUAAGUGAUCCACACUGGUUGGAAUUGCUACCCUGUCUCUGCCUACAAACUAUCCUUAUGCCAGUAUAUAAUAACUGAAGUGAGUUUCACAAGGCCCAUUUAGUCAACUGUUCAAAACAAAUCACCAUUGGCAUCAUAUUUGGAUGCCUGAAGAGCAGGUCACCACUCACAGUGAACUUUUCGAUGGCAAAUCAUAUGUAACCUUGUGGCACUCAUGCUGUAACAGAUGUGAAAGGUAUGAGAUGACUUACUGAUUUUCAACAAGUGAGUGUCACUAGAAAUCCUUAGAAUCAAACCAAUAAUAUUUUAAUGAACUCUACUUUGAAGUGGAAUAAUUUUAAACAGCACAUGUUCACUGUUGGCCAUAUGAACACUCCUCAGAGACACCCCGCCUGAAUCCCUCCUCCUGAUUCCAAUGUUGCCUCCACGUGUAUGUCGCCUUCUAUAUAAUACCACAAUACUUGGUGUCAAAUGCUAUUAUACAAAUAUGUGUAAAGAGGAGGUCAAUAACAUAAAAAAGCAGUUCAAGUCUAUAAUCCUGUCCUUUCCUGUUUCCCGGUCCCUAACCCAAUAACCCUUCAGCUGGUUAAAAUCAAUGUCUGAAUGUAAUGUGUGUUGUAUUCAGUGCAGCAGAAGUACCUUGUCUGUACAGUAACUCUAGCACUAGAUUGAUGUAAAAAUCAUUCAUUAAAGUAAAUGUUCCA